Molecule: messenger RNA, 1022 nt
Organism: Aspergillus alliaceus
Lineage: Eukaryota; Fungi; Ascomycota; Eurotiomycetes; Eurotiales; Aspergillaceae
Exons: 1
Coding region: 37-261 (74 amino acids)
Source: RefSeq, a predicted model, not a curated record
CUAGAGUUCUUUGCCCAUAGCAUAGAUUAUUACCAAAUGCAACUGCAUAACGGGCGUCGUGAUCGAAAGGCCUUCUACUGUACCUAUGCAUUCUUCGUACAAGGCUGUUGCUCUAUGGUAUUGAAUAAGGUGACAAAAAAACGAUCAGGUCACAAUAAACCCUCAACAAGUGUGCUCAAGCGGGAAGGCGCAGUAUCACCAAUCUCAACUAUGAUCUCCAAUAUUACCAUUACCAACCGGCCUAAGCAGAACCUACAGUGACAAGAAAAGGUCACGUUGAUGGCUUCAAGACCCACGCACAGGGUUUUUCUGAACCUGCAACACAGAGUGGAAGAAAAAUACAUGAAUAAUCGCGAAGGGGAAGACUACCCGGCAUGCAUGUGAUAUCAUACAGUCAGAUGAGCAAACCAGUUUCUGCAGCUGUAGUGUAACCAUCUCACCGGUAUCUAAGGGCCAGCCUAUAAGUUGCUUAUCGACCGGGAGGUAGAAUGAUGGGAUCUCCGCAGCCCGUAAAGUAAGGGUCGGGUGGUUGGAACAGUUUGGCUCUGUUCUCGUAGUAUUUCGAUGCAGAUUGGGUUCAUGUUCAGUCGGUGAGGGAUCAUUCUCACCUGUCUGUAUAUCUUGGUUGGCUGCAGGGUCCGAAACAACCGCUCACUCGAGUCACACCGGCAGUCGGUCCAUGGGGGACAAUGGGCUGUUAGGCGAAUGGUUCAUGCGAGGCUGCCAUGCUAAACUGCUUUGGUCGGGUUGGGGAUUGGGGAUAAGCCUCCGCUGUAGUACGAAUUAUCGUUCGCCUUGACUUUGGAACUGUAAGAUUGAAUGGAGAGAGCCAAGAGGUAGUAUCGGAUUGUUGUGGGUGCCCGUGUAUUGGUGGGAGUCCUAGAGCAAGCUUUGAUAGAAAUGCUGUGUAUGCCAUCGAGCGGGACCUGUGGUGCUCCUGUCAAUGAACUGGUGAUUUGAUAGGAAAGCUUAAAAUAAAAUUAAAAAUAUGGUAAAAAACAAAAAUCUAAAAAAAGGGGGGG